GACAGAGAGACAGAGAGACAGAUAGAGACGCGUCUGCAGACUGCAGAGUAGGUUGUUGUUUAUGAAUUGUGUUAAGGGUAAAUUGGAAUUGAAAAAGUUCUGAUUUCCAACUGUCUUCCUCUCUCUCGAUCACCCUCCUCCGACUCCCAUCCCAUGGGUCCUCAGAAACCCUCGCCUGCUAUUAAGAAGGGCGCCAAAGUUCUGGUGGUUGGGGCAGGACGUAUCGGCUGCGAGCUGCUCAAGACUCUCGUCCUUUCUGGCUGCGAAAACAUUCAUAUUAUUGACAUGGCCUUUGUAGAAGUCAGUGACCUCAAUGGACAAUUGCUCUUCCAACAAUCGCAUGUUGGGAUACCCAAAGCCAGUGCUGCCCAGCGUGCUAUCUUGAAAUUUAGGCCUCACAUAAACAUUGCUGCAACUCAUGCAAAUGUUGAGCACCCUUACUUUGAUAGAGUCUUCUUUAAAAAAUUUAACGUUGUUUUGAAUACACUUAACAACUUCGGUGCCGGGCGACAUGUGAAUCGACUAUGCUUGGCAGCUGAUGUUCCAUUAAUUGAUAGUUGGUCUGCUGGGUUCCUUGGACAGGUGACCGUACAUGUGAAGGGAAAAACAGAGUGUUACGAAUGCCAGCCCAAACCUGCUCCCAAAACGUACCAGGUUUGCCCCAUUAACGGUACUCCAUCAGAGUUAUUGAGACAUGGUCUGUUUGAAGGUAAAGGAAUUGUUGAUAAUACUUUCCCUACUGUUGCAACAACAAAUGCAAUUAUUGUUGGUUUAAUUGUCAUUGAGACAAUCAAAGUGCUGCAAGAUGACACAAAACAUUACAGGAUGACUUAUUGUCUGCAACAUCCAACAAAAAAGAUGCUGCUCAUGCCAGUGGAACCAUUUAAACCUAACGAGUCCUGCUAUGUCUGUUCAGAGACACCACUAUCAUUAGAGAUAAAUACUAAACGUGCAAAGUUGCGGGACAUUGUUGAAAAGGUAGUUAAGAACAAGCUUGGAAUCUACUCUCGACUCAUUAUGCACGGAACAACCUUUAUUUAUGAAGUCGGUACCAGCCUGGAUGCAGCCAUGAUAAUAAAAAAUGAAGCGAACCUUGAUAAGGUGUUGUCCGAGUUUAUUUCUCCAGUUACUAGUGGAACAAUGCUGACAUUUAUGGAUCAACAACUGUCCUGCAAAAUCAAUAUCAUACACAGAGAGGAAUUUGAUGAGGAGAAAGAACCUGAUGGAAUGGUUCUAUCUGGAUUGCCCCAAGCUACUUCUGUGGUGAAGGAUGAUGAGGAGUCCAAUGCUAAAGCUGACAGUGCAUCAAGUGCUUCAGAUUCGGAGGCUGAUAACUAUUAUGAGGUUGAAACUACUCCUGGAAAGAAAAGGAAACAGUCUGAGGUUUCGGGCACAGAUAUGUCAAGUGUUGUUGGUGAUACAAAAAAUCACGGAAAAUUGGAAGUCGACAAUGAGAUCUCAAUUGGAAAGAGAUCUCGAUCGGGGGAUUCGGAGAAGGAGCAACAUCACCUCAGUGAAAAUCCAGACGACAGUGCUGGUGUAACCUGUCUGAGAACCAAAGGCUUCAAGUCCGAAGAAGCUAAGGCUGCUGGAGUUGAGAAGUGUCUGGUCAUAGGAGGAGAAGGAUGUCGGAUCUGUGGUGAUGACCACCACCACACCGUAAAUUGCCCGUUCUUAGAGUAUGUUCCACCUGGGUCGAUUGUUGGUCCUGACUAUUUGGUAAUGUGUGGCGUAUGUGGUUCUAAGCUACGCCAGCCUACACCAAUAUGGUGUGGCGACUGCUGUGAGGGGGUAGGAGGACGAGCGGUGGAUGCGUCUACCUAUGAAUCACUUGAUGAGUUCGGGUGCGGCCUCAACCCAGAACGAUUUUGGGGACCAGAAUCUGAGGAUGAGUACAUGGAUCCGGAUCCGGACCUGGACGCACAUAGCAGAAAAGCAGAGACCUAUAAAAUUACACAGCAGAAUGAGCUUCACAGUCGAUCAUGAUAAGUUAAUCUGGCAUGUGAACAAGUUUGUGCGGGCAUGUAAAUAAGUUUAUUAGUUGCAAGAUGCCAAGACCACCGGCUGUGAUCUUUACUUGCGCUUUAAGCUAUCUCUUUGUCGCCAGGCUUUGUUGUAUUACGUACUGAAUAUUUAUUAUUUUACUAUUUCGCUAUAUUGACUUG
Messenger RNA from Argentina anserina (silverweed cinquefoil), 2165 nucleotides. RefSeq names its product SUMO-activating enzyme subunit 2-like. Gene Ontology annotation, molecular function: SUMO activating enzyme activity. Gene Ontology annotation, cellular component: SUMO activating enzyme complex; cytoplasm. The record is from RefSeq and is a predicted model, not a curated record. The transcript is spliced from 10 exons. Gene Ontology annotation, biological process: protein sumoylation. Lineage: Eukaryota; Viridiplantae; Streptophyta; Magnoliopsida; Rosales; Rosaceae. Bases 154 to 1986 code for a protein of 610 amino acids.